AUGAUAGUGGAAACAUUGAAUUCCCUCGGAAUUGCUUUCACUUCCAAUCCGACAAGCAGUCAGGCUCAAGCAGGAAAGAUAUUGGUCCUGGCCGCGAUCGGUAUUCAAAUCUGUCUGAUUGUCACUUUCUUCUGUUUCGCCGGAAUUUUCCAUUGGCGGUGCAGUAAGAACGGGAUUCGGACAAAAGCUCUCCCAACUCUUCCGAUCAUCAUGUACGUGAGCAUGUUUUUGAUCUUGAUUCGUUCUGUCUAUCGGAUGGUGGACCAUGCAGGAAAUUCGGCCGUAGACAUUAAUGACUUGAACGCGCUCCGGUCGCUCAGUCCUCUCGUGCGCUAUGAGUGGUAUUUCUUUGUUUUUGAGGGUGCGACUAUGUUGGCAAAUUCACUGUUGUGGAAUGUGUGGCAUGCCAGUCGUUAUCUUCCCCAAUCCAAGAACAUUUUUAUGGCAGAGGAUGGUAUUACUGAAAUUAUGUGGGGGGAAGAGACGACAGGCGAUCGACCAACCCUCGCAAAGACGGUACAUGGGGGGGAUGGCGAUUCUCACCCUGGGGGUCUGGACCCAAAUAUUCCCCCUGAAGAAGCAGACCAAAAGUCCUCUCCGUGA
This is a messenger RNA of Penicillium cosmopolitanum, 603 nucleotides long. RefSeq lists its product as uncharacterized. The coding region runs from base 1 to 603 and encodes 200 amino acids. The transcript has a single exon. Gene Ontology annotation, cellular component: membrane. The record is from RefSeq and is a predicted model, not a curated record. Lineage: Eukaryota; Fungi; Ascomycota; Eurotiomycetes; Eurotiales; Aspergillaceae.